UUCUAUCGAGGUAACCGCUUGAUACCGUAAUACUAUUAGCAUCUCGUUCUUCCAUGGGAGUGCCCUAGUGAUGUACCUUACUACCUUAGCGCGCGCCAUGCCUUCGCCAGCCAGUUUGCCCGCCAACGCGUCCCAGCGACGCCGCGUCGCGAAUACCAUAGACAGUAUAGACAACCCGGAUACGUUUCCCGAUUCCCGCUUUUAAGAUGAGGUGGUUUAUCCUGCUGCUGGCGCUGGCCGCGGCCCGCGGGCAGGACACGUGCCAGUCCAGCACGGAGCCCCAAUACCUGCUCUUCGGCACCAAGACCGCAUACAACUACGUCAACAGGAACUUGCCCAAUCUCAACCCGCAGAAUAUACCUGGAUGCCAGGCGAAAGCUAUCUGGCUACUGAACCGGCAUGGUUCUACUAAUCCAGAGGCGGAUGAACUGCCCCAGCUGCGGCACUUGACGGCCUUCAGGGACAACGUUGUCAAGAACUACCACAAUGGCUACAACAAGGAGCCCAGAAUGUGCCUCGGCGACCAAUCGCUGCUCACUCGCUGGACGUGGAACCCGCGGCAGAACCUCACAUUUGCUGGGGACCUCACGACCAACGGUUACAUGCGCACUGAGGAGCUGGCACAGAGCUGGGUUUCCCGCUAUCCUAGUCUUCUGACUGAUAACAAGCACGAUUACUUGUUCAAGUUCGCGAAGGACAAGCGUUCCUCGGAAUCUUUCCACGCCUUCACUGCGGGCCUGUUUCGGUCGCGUCCCGAAGAUCUCGAUUUGCCGAAUGAAAAUGAUGAGAAACUGCUUAUGCCGGACAAAUUCUGUCCAGCGUGGAGCAGAGACAUCGGGGACAGCAAUGAGACCCUCAGGCAACGGGACAUCUUCGAGUCCAAGCACGAAUGGGCGGAGAUGGUGAGCAACAUAUCUUCGCGCCUGGGCUUCACGUAUGACAUCGACCGCAGCAUCAUUAAGAACAUCUACCAGAUGUGCCGCUACAACAAGGCGUGGGACAUCACGCAGAUAUCGCCCUGGUGCUCAGCAUUCUCCCGCGAAGACCUCCGACGUUUCGAGUAUGCCGAAGACCUGGAAACCUUCUACAAGUAUGGCUACGGUUCGGAGACCAGCCCCAAGCUGGCCUGCCCGCUCAUCAAGGAUAUGAUGGAUUUCUUUAAUAAGCAUGUCAACGCAAAUGUUCCCCAACAGCCGGUCUCGCAGAUCCUGUUCGGCGAAGCCCCCGCUCUGCUUCUACUGACUGGUGCCUUGGGCGGCCGUCGUGAUGACGCGCCGCUCACCGGAGAUAACUUCCACACGGUCCCCACGCAGAGCCGCAAGUGGAGCUCCUCUGCCGCCUCGCCUUUUAAUGGGAACCUUGCCGCUAUUCUGUACAAAUGCAAUCCCAACGGCAACUUCGGCUACAAGGACCGGCACCAGAUCCUCUUCCUCCAGAACGAGCAAACCAUGGACCUGCCCUUCUGUAAGGUGGGCCUGUGCGAGUGGCCCGACCUCAAGGUCCGGCUGGGUGACAUCGCGAGUAAAUGCAACCUGGACUUCUGCAAUGGGGCCGCGACUUUGAACAGCGUUGUGGCUUUAUGUGUUGGUUUGUUUGCGUUCUUUGUGAGAUAUCUGGUUUAAAUUCGUGUUUUCACUCACGUGUAUCGAACGUAUUACAGAGUGGCUAAAAAAUAACUGCCCCCAAAAACACCGAACCCCGAAAAUAUUUAGCGAUUUCGGGGUUGGUCCCAUAGUAAAAGUUGCUCAGUAUAAUCCCAAAACCACCCUGGUAACGGGAAUGCAGUUAUGUUUUAGCCACCGUGUAUAUUAGGUACUUGAGUAUGGUAUCAGUUAUGUGAGCGUACAAUGUCUAGAUGUAGUGCGUAAUUGUUUUCCAUCGUAUUUUCUCGGAAACGUUCGUAUUUGUCCCGCUAAUUUCAGUCAACCUCAGUACUUUUGUACCGAGACUGACUGAAAUAGCAAGACGCUUUCGUACGUUUCCGUGAAAAUACGAUGGAAAAUAAUUAUGCACUACAUCUGUAAUGUUAUGAGAGAGAGCCGGUACCGAAGCGUCUGCACUCAAAGCACACUCAAAGUAAUAUGGGUACAACAAAUCCACCUAAGGUUUGCCUGAAUGAAGUAGGUUAAUUAAAGCCGUGACGCUUAGCUACUUACUGGCUAUUGACGGAUGGCGCGAUUUUGUCACCGAUGGCUACUAUACUAUCCGCAAACCAAACUGAGGACCGAGAUCAUAUUACCAUCUCUUUCACUCCUGCUAAGACGGAUGUGUGUACCUUAAUGAGUACGUACUUAGCUAUCGGUGUACUCCUUAAGUACAAGUACACCAAAUACGCAUUUUGUAAGCUUUAGUAAAACCUUUGACCAUGAACAGUUAGUAUGAAUAUUAUGACUAUUAAGAGUAUUGUCAGCAUUUUGCAUAGGAGUUUUUUGACAUAUUAAUUCCCAUAACUGUCUGUUACCCUUAUUGUAUUGUUCGUUAUUAGCAAUUUACUAAUAUGAAUUAAACAUCAGUGUCAUAUAUGCUUUCGGACAUUUAUACGUUAGGUAGUAGGUACAUUAUAAGAAUAACAUUUUAGACUCGCUUAUCAAAGGAAGUCAUUCUAGUACAGAUGUAGUGCAUACCUAAUUGUUUUCCAUCGUAUUUUCUCGGAAACGUUCGUAUUUGUCAUGCUACUUCAGUCAACCUCAGUACUUUUUGUACCGAGACUGACUGAAAUAGCCAGACACGUUCGUACGUUUCCGUGAAAAUACGAUGGAAAAGAAUUAUGCUCUACAUCUGUAUCACAUUUUGUGUCAGUAAGUUCGUACUUUAUUGUAUGAGUGUAUAAGAAUAAGAACCUAAAUGUACCUAAGUAAUUCAAUAGUCAUGGUAAUAAAAAGUAUCAUAUUAAAAGUAUUUUUGAGACACUCUAAAUAAUGCUUUAUUUCUUGUAUAUUUCUUGUCGUUAAUAUUAAUUUUUAAUGUACAGUUAGCAUCAGAAGUGGCUAAACGUGUGAGGAGUUCAAAAUUAAUCGCGCAAGCUUUUAUUCUCUAACAAUAAAGUUGCGUUUAGGUAAUUUUGAUCGUCUCGCCCGCUUGUCUUAUUCUGGUGUAGUGGUGUGACUGUAUUAUGUACUAAGAUAUCCUAGAUUUCUAGGCCACCUAUAAGUGUCGCUUUAGUACUUAGAUAUAGUUUUUGCUGUGAGAUUUUUCAAUAUUUUAAUAUCAUGCAUUUUAACUGUAUUUGUGGUCGCUUAUGAUGUAAUCAUAGGCUUUAUUAUUUUAAGCGUUUUUAGUUUCGAUUAAGUUUUUUAACGUUAUAUUUUGUAAAUAUUAAGAGCAGUCGUGAGCGUAA
Messenger RNA from Cydia splendana, 3337 nucleotides. Its product is annotated as multiple inositol polyphosphate phosphatase 1-like. The transcript has 10 exons. The record is from RefSeq and is a predicted model, not a curated record. NCBI's taxonomy places the organism in Eukaryota, Metazoa, Arthropoda, Insecta, Lepidoptera, Tortricidae. Bases 207 to 1622 code for a protein of 471 amino acids. Gene Ontology annotation, molecular function: inositol phosphate phosphatase activity; acid phosphatase activity.